This is a messenger RNA of Camelina sativa (false flax), 1175 nucleotides long. RefSeq lists its product as uncharacterized. NCBI's taxonomy places the organism in Eukaryota, Viridiplantae, Streptophyta, Magnoliopsida, Brassicales, Brassicaceae. The record is from RefSeq and is a predicted model, not a curated record.
AUGAUUGGAGCAAUCUACUCCUCCUACACUGUAAUCAAGAAACGUUGACUAGUGGCUGCUUAAUCCAUAACGCUCCACAAGAAACCUCAGAUUUCAAAACCAAUCAGAAGACCUAAAAGUUUUGAUUUUUACUUCCUAUUCGUAUACCUAAAAUUGUUCAAUGCUGUUCUUAAGUCUGAACCCAGUUCGAUCAAUUACAUCGCCGAGUUCUAAAAGUUUUGAAAUUUGAUUAAGGGUUUGGGCUUUCUCUUCUUCUGCUCACUUGAUCGUUUAUAAAUCGGUCCUUCAAAGUUUGCUAAGUUGGAAACUUGAGCUACUAAAUCGUUUUGGAUAUACCUCAAUUUGAAAACCAUGUAUUCACCAUUUAAAGACUGCAAAACUCUGACCCUUGAAGCUGGACAAAACUCAAGAAGUUAUCCCUCCAAGAGAGUCGCUGAAGCGAAAGAAAGUUUACAACAUUCAUAAUGGUUCAGAAGCUUGAACUGAUCAAAGGUGGAGGAGGAUCGAUAAAAAUAGGAGCAACGGGAACAGUCGCAACGUUAAUGACUCGAGAGCUAGACUCCAUGAAACAACCUUCACCUCAGACUCCCACAACGAGACCCAUUAGAACAACUAUCCCUGUCUCAGUAGACUGUGGCACAUCUUCUUCUUCAACUCCAAGAAGAACAAAACCAAGAAAAUCAUCAGAUGAAGCUAGCAGCAGCAGCAACAACAACAAUGUUCGAACACCAAAGGGUCACAAUGCCAGAAGCACUCAUCAGCUUUCAAUGCUUGGCUCUGAUAAUGUUAGAACACCAAAGGGUCACAAUACCAAAAGCACUCAUCAGCUUCCAAUGCUUGGCUCUGAUAAUGUAUCGUUACAAGGAACCCCUAGAAGGGAGAAGAGAAUGAACAUUGUGGACAUUGUGGAUGUGAAAUGCGGGAAUCCGGAUCGAGCUUGGGCUAAUCCAAUCACCAGUAGACUCAAAAAGCUUGGAUUCUCUAAACUCAAUGAGAGCAUUGGUUAAGAAGAGCUCUGCAAAUUUAGCCCUAUUACACUGCCAUAUCUGGUUUGUAUAUCCGGUAUGAAUCGGUUUACACCAAAUCACAAUGUAAGCUUUCUUUGUCAAACCAACAAUGUAAUUGUAAACGAACCUUUGGUCAUUACAUUCAUUUUUGUUUUUUGCAUUGAACCA